UAUGAAAACAGCCGACCUCCGAUUGCCUUUGCCAGAUCCCUGCCGUUUGCAUAUGAAUUAACGUCUUCGACGCCAUACGCUCCCUCCUGUUGCAGGCUGUCGGGGGCGCAACUGCCCCCACGAGGACUUUGCGAUCGUUGAGGCGAUAUUUUGCAGUCAUAGCGACUGAGACAAGUCUCGGGGCACACGCAAAGAUGGCCCCGGCCGUAGUACAGAAUGGUAAUGGGGUACCACAAGAGAAUGGGAAACGGAGGAAACUGCAUGGGCGCGCUUUCUACGAGAGCAUCGGCAGCCCGAAGCUUGUAUUGGCGCCCAUGGUCGAACAGUCAGAGUUCGCAUGGCGGAUGCUGUCACGUUCCUUCCUCCCACCAACCCAGCAGAACGCCCUACUAGCAUACACGCCAAUGUUUCACUCGAAGAUGUUCAGUGAGAAAAGCAACUACCGCGAUACACACUUCCAACCUCUCAAAUCCACAAUUCCGUCACCCGUGGACGAGUACCACAUGUCACAAUUGCAAGAGGAGGAAAGACAUCUCGAUGGAAAUCCCUCGUUCGACAGACCGCUCACAGUGCAGUUCUGCUCGAACGACCCGAACGACCUACUGAAUGCGGCAAGGCAUGUUGCGCCCUUCUGCGAUGCAGUGGACCUGAACUUGGGCUGUCCGCAGGGAAUCGCGAAGAGGGGCAAAUACGGCGCCUUCUUGCAAGAGCAACCGGAUUUGAUUGCGAGCAUGAUUCGGAAACUGCACGACGAAUUAGACGUCCCCGUUACGGCGAAAAUGCGAGUUCUCGAGACGCGGGAAAAGACACUGCAAUACGCGAAAACACUUCUGGACGCCGGCGCGAGCAUCAUCACCGUACAUGGCCGGCGGAGAGAACAAAAGGGUCACAAUACUGGUUUGGCGGACUGGACAAUGAUUCGCCACCUGAGAGAGAGUUUGCCCAAGGAGACGGUUAUCUUCGCGAAUGGAAAUAUUCUACAGCAUGACGAUAUUGCGGCAUGUCUAGAAGCAACAGGUGCUGAUGGCGUCAUGAGCGCAGAGGGAAAUCUUUACGAUCCAACCAUAUUCGCCGAGCCACCUCUACCAGGCCAAGAAGGACGAGAGUACUGGCGCGGACGAGACGGGAAGGGCGGGUACAGAAUGGACGCUGUGAUGAGGCGUUACCUGGACAUUAUACACAAAUAUGCACUGGGCCAGGAACCACCAGAAAGAAGACCGCUAUGGAUGCCAGGAGAUCCCGAAGAGCCACCAGCGCAAGAGCACGGAGCGGAAGAGGAAGAAGGGGAGGACGGCCCACCAAGGAAGAAGAGGAAGCAGAUGUCAAAGUCUGAGAAGAAGAAAGAAAAGACCUCGAAUCCGAACCUGACGGCUAUGCAAGCACAUCUCUUCCACCUCCUACGACCACUCGUCGCCGAACACCACAAUGUCCGUGACGCUCUUGCGCGAUCAAGAACGGGUGAUAUUGAUGCGUUCGAAAACGUGCUCACGCUUACGGAAAAAGCUGUCAAGGAGGGUAUCUCAAAGUACGAGCAUGAGCACGCCAACACUACAAACAGCACCACCUCUGAGCCCAAGCCCACCACCACCGAAGAGAAUGAAGCAGCAGUAGAAGAACUAGACCCUUACGAGUCCUCCCUCGCCACCGUCGCCCGAUGUAAACGCCCUUAUUGGGUCUGCCAGGCCUACGUACGACCGCUACCGAAAGAAGCCAUUGAGAAAGGAAGCAUGACGGUCAGUAAGAAGGAGAAGAAGAAGCUGGAACAGGAAGCUGAACAAGCUGUGCAAAAGGAUGAUGGAGAGGUCGAGGCUGUGGGCCUUGAGCCUGGUGGGAGGGUGGAGAAGGAGGGUUUAGGGAAUGGAGAGGUUGUGGAGGAGCCUAAGGAGGGCUUGGUUUGUGGAUAAAGGCUUGUGGGUUGGGAGGAGGGUGAGCUUGUGCAAGAGGAGAGAAGAGAAGAGAUAUACCCAAUGAUGAAUCAAGUGCAACGAGUAGGUCUGAGGAUACUAACCGUGUGCGCGUGCACUCGUAUUCUCUCUGGAGACGUAGUGAUUUUACAGUCUUGUGUAGGUGGUCCUUUUCUUCUUGCUUGUGUUGCUCUCACUCUCACAUCACUUACUUCUCGUCUUUUUCAAGUCGUUCUUUUCCUCGGUUUUUAGUGAUUCCAUUUUACUACUACAUUUCUGGACCUGGUGAGGCAGCUGUUGUCAGUCGUGCUUUCUGCGUUCUCUCACUGCUCACUUCCCUCAUCUGCAGAGAGCUCUCCGAGCUUUACAACUUUUUUAUUAUUCUCACGUCCCUCUCGCAAGGGACUGGUCAACAAACACUCGACUGGUUAACUCCACUAGAACAACGCUCAGUUCAAUCUAGCAUCUCGCCCC
Messenger RNA from Cucurbitaria berberidis CBS 394.84, 2378 nucleotides. Its product is annotated as FMN-linked oxidoreductase. Gene Ontology annotation, biological process: tRNA processing. The record is from RefSeq and is a predicted model, not a curated record. The transcript has 2 exons. Lineage: Eukaryota; Fungi; Ascomycota; Dothideomycetes; Pleosporales; Cucurbitariaceae. The coding region runs from base 195 to 1904 and encodes 569 amino acids. Gene Ontology annotation, molecular function: tRNA dihydrouridine synthase activity; flavin adenine dinucleotide binding.